This is a messenger RNA of Dovyalis caffra, 2301 nucleotides long. The record is from the annotation of a GenBank genome assembly. NCBI's taxonomy places the organism in Eukaryota, Viridiplantae, Streptophyta, Magnoliopsida, Malpighiales, Salicaceae.
AUGGGUACUGGUGCUGGUGCCGGUGGUUUUGUUGCUGGUGAUGUUAAAAACUAUCCCGGAACGGUCACUCGGCAUGUGGCAAUUGCCUGUGUACUUGGAGCCAUGGGAGGCUUAAGUUUCGGAUACGACCUUGGCAUCUCGGGUGGUGUGACGUCUAUGGCUUCCUUUUUGAAAAAGUUUUUCCCAGAUGUUUAUCGCAAGGAAGCAUUAGAUACAUCCACCAAUCAAUAUUGCAAGUAUAAUAGCAUGCGGUUAACCUUGUUCACAUCUUCGUUAUACUUGGCUGCAUUACUUGCUUCUUUUGGUGCUUCCGUUGUCACUAGAAAGUACGGUCGGAAAAGAUCGAUGCUCUUUGGUGGCAUCAUAUUUUUCAUCGGAGCUUGUCUCAACGCCGGUGCUGUUAACCUCUUCAUGCUCAUCAUCGGUCGCCUUCUCUUAGGUGUUGGUGUUGGUUUUUCCAAUCAGUCUGUGCCGCUCUAUGUCUCCGAGAUGUCUCCACACAAAUACCGUGGUGCUUUCAACAUUGUGUUCCAACUAGCAAUCACAAUCGGCAUUUUCAUCGCUAAUCUUGUCAAUUACUUGACACCUAAGAUCGCCGGCAACCACGGAUGGCGUUACAGCUUAGGAGGUGCGGCCGUUCCUGCUGCCCUCAUCUUUUUUUCAGCACUUAAACUGGACGACACUCCUAACUCCUUGUUGGAGCAAGGCAAAUCUGAAGAAGCUCGACAGGUACUCAGAAAGAUACGUGGCCUUAGCGACAAGGAAAUUGAGGCUGAGUUUCAAGAUUUAGUGACGGCAAGUGAGGCAGCUAAGCAAGUGGAGCAUCCCUGGAGGAAUAUCCGUAAGAGACAGUAUCGGCCACAACUGAGCAUGGCUAUAGCUAUUCCAUUUUUCCAACAACUUACUGGGAUGAAUGUGGUCAUGUUCUACGCUCCUGUCCUCCUCCAAAGUAUUGGGUUUGGAAAUAAUGCUUCCCUCUUGUCCGCGGUUAUCACCGGCGCUGUUAAUAUGCUUGCCACCGGUGUUUCUAUCUACGGCAGUGAUAAGUGUGGAAGAAGAUCUCUGUUUCUUUCAGGAGGAGCUGUAAUGUUUGUAUUUCAGGUUGUGCUAGCAGCUUUAAUCGGAUCGAAAUUUGGAACAUCUGGAGAUGCGAUUGAAUUGCCGAAGUGGUAUGCCAGCCUGGUUGUGGCAUGCAUCUGCUUAUUUGUUUCGAGCUUUGCGUGGUCAUGGGGACCAUUGGGAUGGCUAGUUCCAAGUGAAAUAUUUCCGCUAGAAAUUCGGUCAGCCGGGCAAAGCAUCACCGUAGCAGUGAACAUGUUGUUCACUUUCUUGAUUGCUCAGCUUUUCCUUGCAAUGCUUUGCCACUUGAAAUUCGGUUUGUUCAUCUUCUUUGCAAUCUUUGUGGGAAUCAUGAGUGCCUUCGUCUUUUUCUUUUUGCCUGAGACGAUGAACAUCCCCAUCGAAGAGAUGUCUAAAGUGUGGAAGCAACAUCCGUAUUGGAGGAGAUUCAUGCCCGAAGAUGAUGAUCACCGAUCUUCAGACCUCACGGGGUUCACCAAGUCUCUUGCCAUCACAAUUCUUUCGGAAGUUGGAGAUAGGACUUUCUGUGUUGCCGCUAUCUUGGCAAUGCGCUACCCCAGGAAUAGUGUCUUGCUAGGCUGCCUGUUUUCUGUGAUUGUGAUGACUGUUGUAUCCGCUUUCGUUGGGUGGGCUGCUCCAAAUCUGGUAAGGAAUAAAAUGCAUCUCAAGAUGCUACGUAGAUGUAGUUUGCGUUCGGCACUAGAGGAAAUCGUUGAAGCAGUUUUGUUUCCAGGAAAUGGGCGCAUCAUAUCACAACCUUGCUCUUCUUUUUCUUCGGACUCCGUUCUCUUUGGGAAGGAUUCACAGAAGAUGAUGAGUAAUUCUCUAUUUCCCAAGCUCUUAAUCAUUUCACAACCAAUAAAUCCUAACCUUGCUUUCAUUCGAGUGAUAACGAAGAGUUGGCUGAGGUUGAAAAGGAACUGGUUAGCUAAUGAAAAUGACUUGAAAGGCAGUGCCGGAAAAUCCAAAGUAGCUUCCAAGAGAGAUAAGAAUUUGAAGAGGCAACAGAAGCCAUUUCUCACACAUUUCUUCUCACCUACUUUUUUGAAGCUUGCAACAAUUAGUUUGGCAGCUGAUGAGGACACUUUGGCUGUGGUUCUUGGUGGAAUUCUCGCACAAGCACUCUGUACAGUUGCAGCCGUUCUCGGUGGGAGGAGUUUGGCAUCAAGAAUAUCUGAAAAAAUGGGUCCAAUUCUUUGGGCCCGGAUUGGUAUCACGUAG